Rotaria sordida is the source of this 4217-nucleotide messenger RNA. The record is from the annotation of a GenBank genome assembly. Lineage: Eukaryota; Metazoa; Rotifera; Eurotatoria; Philodinida; Philodinidae.
AUGGCUGAUCAAACAUUAUUAGCAAAAGCUCGUAAAGCACGAUUUGAUGAUUUACCAAAUUUUUCUGGACAUCCUUCUGAGGAUGUCGAACGGUUUUUAAAAAGCAUCAAGAAUAUAACCAAGGCAACUGAUGAAUCAAAUAAUCAUGAAAUUUUAGAAAUUGUUCGUGGUAAAUUAAUUCAAUCUGCAGGAAUAUGGUUCGACAAUAAUGAAGCUAAUUUUAAACAAUGGUCAGAUUUUGAAACUGCAUUUCGAAAUCGAUAUUUUUCCUCAACAUCAACUCAUAAGAAAUUUGAUACAUUAAAACAACGUAAACAAUUACCGGAUGAACCGAUUACGUCUUUUUUCGACGACAUUAUUAAUUUAUGCCGGGAAAUUGAUUCAAAUAUGUCAGAAAAAAUUAUAAUUCAAUAUUUAAUGAGUGGAAUCAAUCCUGAUUUUAGGAAGGAAUUAUUAAGACGUGAAUCAUCUAUCAAUACAUUAAAUGAAUUUUUAAAAUAUGCAAAAAUUGAACAAGAUUUACAUGAUACAUUCGGUAGUCUAUCACUUGAUUCACAACAACGUCAUUUUAAUUAUAAUCACCCAUCAAUUCCACCAUUAACUGCUGCAGUUAAUCCACCAAAACAAUAUUAUCAUACAAUGAAGUACAACAAUCCUGUUUCACAUUCAACACAAUUACAGAGCUCCGUUUCUCAGCGGAACUCGAUUCCAACACUUGGAAAUUGGACAUCCAUGGCAUCUGAUAGAAAACAAAUUCGGAAUUAUCCACCACAAUCGAUAUCAAAGAAGAACCCAAGCAAUAGUCAACAAACAUCACAACAUCAAUUCAACAACUGUAAAGUUUGUGGUCGCAACAAUCAUCGGACAAUUGAUUGUUAUUAUAAACCUGGGUCACAUGAUGGCGGUGUUCCCAGUAAAUUUAUAAAGCCAUCGACAAUAACAUCAUUCCCUGUUUACAUCAAAAUUCGUGUUAAUGAUCAACCAACGGAAGCAAUUGUUGAUACAGGAUCCGCCAUCUCAAUUAUUCAUUUAAAUUUUCUCAAAACCAUUCAUCACCAAAAUUUUUUAUAUCAAACUCAUUUAUGUCAAACUGCAAAUUCAACACCUCUUAAUAUUAUCGGUCAAAUUAAAUUAGAAAUACAAAUUAAAUCUAUUAAAACUUACGUUACUGCUCACGUUGCUACAAAUUUAAUUACAUCAAUUCUUUUAGGUAAUGAUUGGAUAAAUUCGAAUCAUGUUCACCUUUAUGGUGACCAGAAACAAUUAACUAUUCCUGAUCAACAUGAUCAAUUAAUUUCAAUCCCGUAUGUGGAACCAACUUGCAUUAAUUAUCCAGCAUUAUUAGUGCAUGAAAUUACUCUUCCUCCAUAUUCACAAAAAUUGGUUGAUAUUACAUGUCAAAUUGCUAAUACUAAUAAUCUUAUAUUUGAACCAUACGAACGUCAUAUAUCAAAAUUCAUCUUCAUACCACAUACAUUAUUAAAUAUUAAUAAAAAUCACGCCAAAGUGUUACUUAUAAAUGCACACAAUCGACAACAAACAUUAUCAAAAAACACACGAAUCGGUACCCUUUCUCGUGACGCAACGUUCUCAAUAUAUGCAACAUCACAAGUUCCAACAAAACAUAAUUCUAUUUUAAAUGAACGUCAUCAAACAACAACUCGACAUUACAAUAGAUUGAAAUCCAGAGCUGUCUUACGUAAAAAGGACAACUCGAAUCACGAAAAAUUAAAUAUUAUUUGUCAUCAUUGCAAUGAACAUUUUUUAUCUGAAAAUCCAAAACAUCGAUUAGAAAUUCAAGAUAUUUUAUGGCGAAAUAAAAUAUUAUUUGAUCCUACACCAUCAAUUAUUAAUAUUCCUCCACAAUCAGCAAUUAAAACUGCUGAUCAUCCACCUAUCUAUUCAAAACAAUAUCCAGCAUCAUCUAAAGAUCAAGAAAUUAAAUUUCAAGAAACACAAAAAUUAUUAGAACGUGGUCAAAUUGAAGAAUCAACUUCACCAUGGUCAUCACCGAUUGUUCUUGUCAAGAAAAAAGACAAAACAAUGCGAUUUUGCAUUGAUUAUCGACGAUUAAAUGCUAUUACAAUUAAAGAUGCAUUUCCAUUACCUCGUAUUGAUGAAAUUUUUGAUCAAUUAUCUGAUGCAACAUAUUACACAAAAUUCGAUUUUAAAUCUGGUUACUUCCAGGUACCUCUAUCUAAAGAGGACCGUCCAAAAACUGCAUUCUCAACUCGUGACAAUCAUUAUCAAUUUACUGUACUUCCACAAGGAAUAACCAACGGACCAGCAACUUUUCAACGUGUAAUUAAUCAUAUAUUAGGACCCGCAAGAUGGAAAUAUGCGUUAGCUUAUAUUGAUGACGUAAUUAUAUAUUCAAAAACAUUUGAAGAACAUUUAUCACAUCUUAAUGAAAUAUGUACAAUAUUAAAAAAUGCUCGAUUUCCCCAUGUAAAACUGAAACGCAACCUAGACGCGUCUAAACGCGUUAGUGGGUGCGUUUCAACGCGUCUAUCGUCAAAAUCAGUAAUGGGCCGCAUCCAAACGCAUCACAUAGAUGCGUUGGAACGCAUUUGUAGUAAGAAUUGCGUUCAGACGCGUCUCAAACACGAACGUGAUUUGCUUUCUGUAUCUCCCGAGACGCGUUUUUCUGCGUUUGAACUAGAUAACGCGUUCAAACGCAUUGUGAAUCGGAACGCGGUUCGCUUGCUGUAUAUCUUUAAACGCGUUUUUGUGCGUUUCUAAUGAUAGAUGCGAUCAGACGCGUCCUAAAUACGAAUGCGGUAUAAUUUCUGUGUUGUACCAAACGCGUUUUCAUGCAGUUCUACAUGAUAAAUGCGUUCAAACGCAUCCUCGAUGUAAACGCGGUUUGUUAUUAUAUCGAUUUAAACGCGUUUUUGGGCGUUUGAGUUAAUAGCUGUGUUCACACCCGUUUUACAUGCGAAACGGUUUCCUUUCUGUAUUAUUUGAAACACGUUUUUUUUGUCCGUUCGAAAUUAUAUUCGCGUUCAAACGCGUUACAUAUGCGAUCAAUUUGAUUAAAACUUGCCUGGUCAUGUUCAUAUACAUAUUUCUGAUUAAUUGAUCAUUAAUAAUUCCGAGAUUCCAGUUGGAAAAUGUUCGAAUUAUGCAGAAACAAUCGUUAUUAUUAUGAAGGUAGCAGCUCCUUGUCGAUAAUAAUUUGAAAGAUUAUAUAUUGUUGAGAAAACCUUUGUUAGUUAAAUUUGCUUAAUAAGAAAAUUAUUUAUGUUUGAGGAAUAUGAUGAGAUUCGGCAAAAUGUACAGCUACAAAUAUAAGAAAAAAAUGUACUUCGAGAAGAGGAAAAAUAAUCAUAAAAUAUAAUUAAAUAAAAACUGACAUCCAUGUUUAUAGUUAUUUGACUUGUAGAAAUGAAUCGAUUUUGAUCUUGAUCUUUAGUGGAUAAAUCUAUACAAAAAAAAUGUAGCUAUCUUAUAGAUCCAAAUCAAGACAUAUUUAGUUUUUGAAGAUGGAUAUUUUGUCGUUUUCCUACGGAAAUUGUUGUAUGUCUUCGAAUAUUUUUCUUCAAUACCAUAUUGUCAUCGAAAGAAUCUUUUGAUAUAAUAUUAUUUGAAUCAUCUCCACUACUUGCUUCUUUUACUAAACAAGAAAAUAACCCAUUAGAUUUAUUCAAACAAAGAUAAUUUUCUUUAAACUUCUCAAAUCGUAAAUAUUUCCAUUUAAUAUUUUUCUUUUGUUUAACAACAUUAGUUGUUUGUUUUACGUUCGAAGCAACAGAAACAUUUCGAUUUAAACCAUUAUGUAUACGACUACGAUCAUAAAAUGAAAAAUGAUGUUUUGGAUGAUUUUUCUAAAAAUUAAAAAGGCAACUGCUCUUUUCCCAAUCCAUAUGAUAUGAUUUUUAGAAUUGUUUCGUUGCAUUAUCUAAAUUUACUUAAUCAACGAUCUAAAUAUUCAGUUGUAUUUAUCCCGUUAGAUGAAAAAAAAAUUAGAGCAAUUACUUAUUAUUUGUUCAUUAUUUUUCAUUAGGCUGUUAUCUUUUAAAUGCGUGAAUGGAUGAUAUGAAAGGAUGUGAUGUUUUAUAACGAUAAAAACCAGUAACGAAAGCAUUUACUAAGCAAUAAAAAACAAAUCUUUUUUAUUGAAAAGUCUUGAUUUAAUAGGUUUAGAACAUGAGAGAAGUUUCUAGAUUUAUCAGAAAAUAUCUUUAUCUGCACAUUCGGCAACAAAGGAUAUUUUC